UAUAUGUGCGGAAAAGGCAUUUAAGAGCAUCAUCCAACGCUAAGUUUAUCUUUGAUGCUAAUUAAAGUGCUAACUGUUUUUGCAGAAAUGUCAGCGGUGGAGGUGGAGGCGGACUGCGGCACGGAUGUUUUGGUCAGCCUCGCCGAGUCUCUGCGUGUCUCCCCCGGGUUGCUGACCGUGGCUGCCGUGUGUGGAGGACUGUCGGGGAUAUUAGCCGCUUCCCUCCUCUACCUGUUCUGCAUGAAGCCAUUGUUGUUGACGAGACAAGUUUACAAUGCAAGAAGACUGCUCGAACCUGAUGUUGGAGAUAUGGACGACAACCAAAGUGAUGGUGUCUGCAACAGCAGAAAAGAGGCUGCAAGUGGGACCACGAAUGUCAAAGAGAAGAAGCAGACACCCAUAAACAGUGAUGUGGCUGCAUUUGCAUCCCGAGCCAAGGUGGUUUACCCCAUCAACCAGAAGUACAGACCUUUAGCAGAUGGUGCAUCUAACCCAUCACUUCAUGCGCACUCAAAGCUUCCAGCAGUUUCUAACGAGGAGUCAUCAUCCUCCGCUGAUGAAGAGUGUCCCACUCAAGAGCAGGACAACAGUGGCAGCAGCCAGUUUAUCUCCUCAGUGAUGGUCCCCAAGAGUCUGCAGAACCAGAGUUUCACCAGAGUCUCCCACUACCCCCACACACUGACACAAAUAAGCUUUCAAGGAAGAGUCAGUCUUUACUGUUUGGCCCUGCAGGAACUGCAACACCACAGCUCCCAGCUGGAGGAAGAAAAAUAUCUGAUCUUUCUACGAAUGGUGAAAACGAUAUUCAGCGGUCGUUUUCCAAAAGAUAAAAAUGAUGCAGACUUCACCAAGAACAUCGUUCAGAAGCAAGAACAGGAACUGGACAAAUUGAGGAAACAGCUGUUAAUCAAUCAAACCCAUAAUGAGACGAGUCCUGAUGCUUCCUGCUCGCUGGAAGACAUCGAGAGAUUUCAGAAAGAUCACUUUGAACGCAGCCUUCAAACAUCCAAAAGUUUCGCCAGACAAGUAGAAGAUUUGUGUCAGCUUCUACUGAAGAGGAGCAGUGUUUUCUCUCCAGAUGAUGCCCAGAAUGUCAUUUCUUCCCUCACUCAGACACUUCUGCUUGUUGAAAACCACUUGAUGAACUUACAGCAGGCUGACCUGAAGAGGACGCUGGAGAAGUUGUUGUGGUGGGAGGAGAUGACGGCGCUUGCGCACACCCAGCCUGCCUUGCUCAGGUGGGAAGUGAAUCUGAGGCAGAGUUUGAUCGCCACAACGCUGGAACAGCUGACAAGCGACAAUAUCUUGAAAUUUAGCCACAUGGAAAAGAUACUUUCAGAGAUCCAGGUCGGUCUAAGUGAAGGCCUUCAACAAAGCACUGAGGAGUGUGUGAGAAAGAUGAAGGAGCUGGUGAAUGAGAAGUGCAGCAAAAAGGAGUCUAAGAAGAAGAAGCUCCAGAGGAGCCAGAUAAAUAAGAAGAGUCGAGCUCUGGAUUCUUGCUCUGGUGACCUGCAGGAGCUCACCGCAGUUUACCAGGAGCUGUUGAUGAAACACAGAAAGCAGAUUUCAGAUUUGGAGCUGCAGCAGGACAACAAAGUGGCCGAGGCCGUCUGUGACCUUUGGAAGAAACUUUGUGGAAGUUGGUCGAAGAGGCUCGGUGAGAUAGCCAAGGAGAUCUUUCUCAGCACCGUUCCUGCUCUGACCAGUCUCACUGCUGAACGCUGUGAGGACCUGUGGCUGGAUGUGGAGCAGGAGCUGGCUGCUCAGCUGCAGCAGGCGGAGUGCACCACCAAGCAGCAGCUGGAGGACAUCAGGGCUGCGUUAAAUAAAGAUGGGCAGGUGUGGGUAGAGGAGAUGGUGCUGGUGCAGGCCUGUUUGAAACAUUUAGGUGAACAACAGAUGAAGAUCCUUCGAGCCAUGGUGGCCAGACAAAGUUACACACUCAACAGUCAAACAGGGAAGCUGUUGGAAAGGAAACACGAGCAUCUUCUGGUGCAGGUGCAGAAGUCGUUUGUGGUCAGGCACUUCUGUCUGCACAUGCUGAAGGAGAUGAGGCUGUCCAAGCUGAAGACACUCUCUCAGACUGAUUUCAGAGCUCUGCUAAUGGAAGACACUCCUAAAAGCCAGGCCGGUGCCAAUUCAGCUCUCAAGAGCAGCAGUGCCAGCCUGGCAGAGCGACAGCUGGGCCCAGGGAGCCAGCUGCUGGGAAACAACCUGCAGCAGGAGUUCCUGUCUGAGCUGGAAACGGCUACGGAGCUUCUUCAGAGCCAUGCACAGCUGGUGCUGGGCAAUGCCCUCAGCCACGCCAUCCAACACAAGAUGACGGCCACGCCCACACAGUCACACACCUCCCCUAAACAAGAUGUUGGCAUGAUCCUCCACCUGACAGAGGCUGCAGCAGAGAGCGUUUACGUGACCAAAGAUUCUCUUACAGCACUGGUUGGAAGCUACUAUUCCCAUCUUCAAGACAUAGCCAGUAAACUGGAGCAGGAUCUGUCAAAUAUAAAUCAGGAGACCAGUGAGAGGUACGACUGCAGCAGUCAGCUGAGCAAAACCUUGAUGAGAGAGCUUGAGAACUGGGGCAGGAAACCUGCUUCUGCUGAGUUUCAACAAAGGGUUGAACAAAAUAAAAAGAAGGUGCUGAAGCAGAUUGAUUUGGAUCAGGUGCUCAUGAACGAGGAGCUGAGGAGGAGAAAAGUAGCUCUUGAUCAAACAGUGGAGAGGAUCAAAACAGAAUUAAUGGAGGCGGAAGAAAGCUUCAUAACGGAGCUGGCAGCUUUGGCCCACGUCUCUGUCCACAGUCCAGAUAUCAAACCAAGUGAUGAAGAGGACCAUGUUGGUGAGCGGAGCCCUCCAACACUGGACUUGCUAGCCUUGAACCCAGCACUAGAUCCAGCCUUGAAUCCAUCUCUGACUCCAUCUUUUGUAACGCCAAAAGUGAAAUCAAAACCAAAGAAGAAAGAGCGAGAGCCUCAUCUCAGCUGA
Messenger RNA from Nematolebias whitei (Rio pearlfish), 2985 nucleotides. It is a transcript of the gene evc, whose product is annotated as ellis-van Creveld syndrome protein. Lineage: Eukaryota; Metazoa; Chordata; Actinopteri; Cyprinodontiformes; Rivulidae. Bases 55 to 2985 code for a protein of 976 amino acids. Gene Ontology annotation, biological process: smoothened signaling pathway. The transcript is spliced from 20 exons. The record is from RefSeq and is a predicted model, not a curated record.